Bipolaris victoriae FI3 is the source of this 360-nucleotide messenger RNA. RefSeq lists its product as hypothetical. The record is from RefSeq and is a predicted model, not a curated record. The coding region runs from base 1 to 360 and encodes 119 amino acids. The transcript has a single exon. NCBI's taxonomy places the organism in Eukaryota, Fungi, Ascomycota, Dothideomycetes, Pleosporales, Pleosporaceae.
AUGAAGCUGUACGCCCUCGCAGAAAAGGUUGCGACAUCUAGCCAAAUGAUCACAAGCAUCGGGGACGAUAUCAGCAGCACAUGCGCCAUCCUCAACCAAGUGCGCGAAUUGAUCAUACCUCAGCCCGAUGCGCAAGGCGUUCUCACGUCGGUUUUCAACUCUGUCGCUCUGAAGGACAUCUCAGAUGCUCUUCAACGUUGCAGGUCAGUUUUCACGGAGAUUGGGACCCUGCUGCGUUGUGCAUUCGAACAAGUGGGAAAGCGCCCUGCGUUGCACUCAAAAAUCGAGCUAUCCAUGCUUGAAAAGGCAAAAUGGCCGUUCUUGCAACCCCAAUUCGAUGAUCUUCGCAGCAAUCUCUGA